Messenger RNA from Dichomitus squalens LYAD-421 SS1, 1709 nucleotides. RefSeq names its product DBR1-domain-containing protein. NCBI's taxonomy places the organism in Eukaryota, Fungi, Basidiomycota, Agaricomycetes, Polyporales, Polyporaceae. The transcript is spliced from 8 exons. Gene Ontology annotation, cellular component: nucleus. Gene Ontology annotation, biological process: mRNA splicing, via spliceosome. Gene Ontology annotation, molecular function: RNA lariat debranching enzyme activity. The coding region runs from base 122 to 1510 and encodes 462 amino acids. The record is from RefSeq and is a predicted model, not a curated record.
CAUCCAAACGGCUCAUCGGAUACUCGCGAUAUCAACUGGAGUCAUUUCAUUGCCUCGUAAAUUGCGUAAUUCCCUCAGGUGCGCAUUGCAAAAGCGUGAGCUUCGCACGCACGAGUUCGAUAUGAAGAUCGCUAUUGAGGGAUGCUGUCACGGAGAACUCGACGCUAUCUACUCGCAUAUCGCGUCCCUCGAAGAGCGAAAUGGGUAUAAGGUCGACCUCCUCCUCAUCUGUGGCGACUUCCAGGCCAUACGAAACUACCACGACCUGCAAUGCAUGGCGGUUCCCGACAAAUAUAAGAAGCUUGGAGGGUUUCUGAAAUACUACACUGGCCAAGCCAAGGCACCGAUCUUGACAAUAGUCAUCGGCGGGAAUCAUGAAGCCUCAAAUUACUUCUGGGAGCUGUACCAUGGAGGUUGGCUUGCUCCGAACAUAUACUUCCUAGGUCAUGCCGGGUGUGUGCAGGUGAAUGGUGUACGUAUAGCGGGCGCAUCAGGGAUAUUCAAGGCACAAGAUUUCAGACAAGGCCAUUGGGAACGAAUUCCUUAUAAUCACAGCUCUGUGCGGAGUAUAUAUCACAUCCGGGAGUACAAUGUUAGGCGGCUCUCCCUCCUUUCAUCUCCAGCGGUCUUCCUAUCGCAUGACUGGCCACAGGGCAUCGAACAUCACGGAAACCUUCGAGAUUUGCUUCGACGGAAGCCUUACUUCCGUGACGACAUCAACAAAGGUGCUUUAGGUUCACCGCCCUUGAUGGGCCUUCUGCGCACUCUCAAGCCGCAGUGGUGGUUCUCUGCACAUCUGCACUGUCGCUUCGAGGCGACGGUCCUACAUAACAGUCGAGAUCCAGACGCUAGCAGCAUCCGCGACGCGACCAAGAGCGCAGAGAAAACGAAUCCGGAUGAGAUCAACAUCGAAGACGACGUAGAUACCGAACCUGCAGCCGCAGCAGUUCCUGCAGAAGGUAGGGGAAUCGCGCCCAGAAACACCGACGAGAUAAUCCUGGACGAUGAGGAGGAAGAUGUUAAAGCUCCGCCUACUCCCCUACCGCCCCCGACAGAAACGAAGUUCCUCGCUCUCGACAAGUGCUUGCCCAGAAGACAGUUCCUUGAGGUAAUCGACGUCGACAUUAUACCUCCUGGACAGCAUCGAGAGGAUGGCCUCGUUCUAUCAUUCGACCCCGAAUGGCUAGCAAUCACUCGUGCAUUCCACCAGCACAUGACGCUCAGCCGCACCCAAUCAUCAUAUCCAGAUGAAACAUCGGCGCGAGACGCAGUGCAGCGUGAGAUAGGAUGGAUCAAGGAACACGUCCUCGCCAACAAGGAUAAUGGGAUCAUCAAAGUAGACGAUAUACAACAAUUCGUGAUGACAGCACCGGCACCGGCACCGGAGGACAAGGACACAAGGGCCCAACCGCCGUAUUAUCCCAACCCUCAAACUGCGGCGUUCUGUGAGCUGCUGCAAAUCGAGAACAAGGUCAAUCUCAUUGUCCCUGAGAGUGGCUCGACGGCAUAAGGCACAACUCCUCUUCCUCGUGUGUUCACUGCCUGUUCGCCACCACGCUAUCCACCAUGCUUCACCGCGUGUCGUGUCUCGAACACAACUAGUGAUCGCGCCUCACGUCAUGUAUCUGCAAGGUUCGCCCCUUGUACAUUCAAUAUUGCCAUCCGUUCUUUUCUGUAUCGCGCGCAACCAGUUCAUUUUUUGUCUGUCC